UUUUUAAAAAAUUAUUCAAUUUCCUUCCCCUUUCUUCCUAUUUUUCUUUCCCAUUUUUAUUUAAUAAUCCCGCUCUAAAAUUGUUAUUAUUUUUUGUUUCGUCUCAAUUCAAUUGUUCUCUCAAUCACAAUUAUUUUAUUAAAAUAAAUUUACACUUAAUUUACGCUGUCCUAACCAAUUAUUUUUAUUUUUUUAUUUUUUUAUGUUUCCAUAAAAAUUAAUUAAAAAAAUAAUUUUUUUAAAUUUAGAAAUGCUUUGGAAUAAUUUUUUGAAUAAAAAUAAAAUAUUUGUUUUUAAUGAAGAAAGGGAUAAUAAAGAAAAUAAAGUAGUGAAAAUAGAUCAACUUGAGUUAUUACUCCGUCAGUGCACAGAACAUGCACUAACCCCCAGUCAGCUGGCGGAUUUAUUCCCAUUGGCGAGGAUUUGCCCUGAAAAUGUACUAUCAAGUCGCGGAAUGUCACAGGUCUUUAACGAAUUAAAAUCAAAAACACAAAAAACACAAAAAAACAAAAAAGUACAAAAAACACAAAAAAAUACAAAAACACAGAAAAAUACAAAAAACACAAAAAUACAAAAAAGUACAAAAAACACAAAAAAAUACAAAAACACAGAAAAAUACAAAAAACACAAAAAUACAAAAACACAGAAAAACACAAAAAAUACAAAAAUACACGAAACACAAAAAAACACAGAAAAAUACAAAAAAAGACAAAAAAAAAUACAAGAAAAUACAAAAACACAAAAUUACAAAAAUAUUUAUUUUAAAGGAAGAAGCCCAACUUCAACAACAACAAGCAAUAGACAACAACUACACCAACUACAACAUUUCUUUACUCAACCAAUAAUUUCUUCAAUAAUUUCUGUUUUAUUAAUUCAAAUUAUAUUUUUAUUUGGAAUUUUUAUUAUUUCUAAAAUUUUUAAUCCAUUUAAAUAUUUAAUUAAUUUAAAUUCUGAAAAAUUAAAAAAAUCAACUAAACGUUUAUGCGAAUAUUAUAUAGCACAACGUGGGGGCGUGGAAGUGAAAAUAUCUGAAAAAGAAAUUUUGCCUGGAGAUUUAAUUAAAUUAACGAGUGGACAGAGAGUGCCUGUUGAUUGUAGAAUUUUGCAUGUUUUGAAAGAACCUUUUCUUGUUAAUCAAAGUAGUAUUUUUCAACAACAUCAAAAUUUGGGAGAAAAUAAUAUAAUAAUAGAAUUAAUAUCAAAAACAUCACCAAAUCAUUUAAAUGUACUUGAAGCAAGAAAUAUAGCUUUUGCUGGUUUUAAAUGUUUAAAUGGGGAGGCUUUUUGUAUUGUUUUAAGAACUAGAGAGGAAACGCUUCUAUCAAAACUUAAUUCUAAAACAUCAGCCAAAACAACAAUUAAAAAUAUCCCUCCCCCUCCCUAUUAUUUAACAUCACCUACAUUAACUAAGGAAAAUAAUAAUGGUAAAGAAGAGGGAUUUGAUAAAAAUAAAAAUAAAUUAAAAUUAUUGUUUGGUUGGCCAAUUGUUUGUAUAGCUGCUUUUUGUUCGUUAAUUGCUUCUUUAGCUUUUGGUUAUUCUUUGUUUUUGUUGUUGCCGUCGACUGAAAAUCAGAAUAAUAAAACCAACUGGUACCACAACUCAAUCCAAUUAUUAAUUCCUUUUGUCUGUACAUUUAUUGCCCUACUCAUCUCUACACCUCCCUAUGCUUUACCUUUAACUUUAUUAAUUAGACAAUGGUAUACUCAACGUUAUCUUGCUUGUAAUAAAGAGAAAAACAAUCCAACAGAAUUUAGAUUUAUUAAAAAACAAGAGAAUAAAACUGAAAAUUAUUUUUUAAAUGGAGGGGGAAUAAUGGGAAAUGAUUGUAUUUUAAUUAUCCAUAGUAACUCUUUAUUAGGAGGAAAUCAGCCUUUCCUCUCAGAUAUUUGGAUGGUUAGUGAAAAAAAUAAUCGGCAUAUUUCCACAAAGACUUUCCCAAAAUAUCUUGAUAACCAAACUAUUAAAUUUAUAAAAAUGGGUGUCUCUGCAAUUUUUAAAAAUUUACCUUUGGAAAAUAAUAGAAUUAAUAAUUGUGAUUAUAAUCAAUUAAAACCUGAAUAUUCUGCUUUACUUAAGUAUACCAAAGAAUUAGGAAUAUCAAUAGAUGAAUGCCAAAAUGAUGAAAACAAAUUUGUUUUAAUUGGUCCACCAGAAGAAAUUUUUGGAAUGUGUUCAUUUAUUAAAGAAGAAAAUAAUGAAAAUAAUAAUUUGGAAGAUAAAAAUAAUUUUGUCGAUUUAAGAGAAGAACAUUUGAUGGAAUUUGAAGAACAAUUUCUUCGUUUUUGUGUCCAACGAAAACGCUGUCUGGCCCUAGCAGUUAAUUCAACACCCCCACCAAUUAAUAACAAUAACAGCCAAAAUAAUUUAAAAAAUAAAAAUUUUUGUUUUGUUGGAUUAUUUGCUUUUGAAGAUGCUCUUUUAAAUAUUAAAUAUUUAAAUAAAUUGGAUAAAUUAAUUGAAAAUGGCCCAAAAAUGAUUUUUAUAGGAGAUGAACAUCCAGCAUUAUUAAUUGCUAAAAUAAUGGAAUUAAAUGAAAAAAGACCCCAAAAAUUGAUUAACACAACAUAUUCAAUAAUUACCCUUUUAUUAUUGGAAAUGGAACGGCUAAAAUUGAAAAUUCUGAAAAUAAUAUGGAGAGGGGGAAUAAUGAAAAUAAUAAGGUAA
Molecule: messenger RNA, 2665 nt
Organism: Meloidogyne enterolobii
Lineage: Eukaryota; Metazoa; Nematoda; Chromadorea; Rhabditida; Meloidogynidae
Source: the annotation of a GenBank genome assembly